GCAACUGGGACUGCAUAUAAUAAGACACACUUUCUCCCUCCGUAUGUCUCUGUGGCGGUUUGUGUCCUCCAUUCCUCUCUCUGAACCUUCGAUUCGCUUCCAUGGCGCCCACAAAGCUUACAAAGUACGAGCUUCAGAGGCUCGAGAAUAUCCGUCGGAAGGAAGAACUGAUGGCCGGGCUCAAGCUUCAAUCCAUGGUUAUUCAACUCUCUGCCUCGUCAAAGCGUGAAAGGAUUUCUCAUUUUAAUGGCAGGAUUGGAGCCAAAGCGAACAAAGUCAAACCACAGAAGAAACCUAAGAAUGAGACUCCCGUCCCUGUGCGACGGUCUUUACGAACGAGAGGAAUGCCAGCUGAUUCCAAAAGCCUCGAUAGCGAUCUCUUUGACUCUGCAGUGAGAAGCCCUAACUCUCAGUCCACCGUACCGUCGAAGCCGUCGGCUCCCAAGAUUGGUCCUCUAACUAUGAGAGAAGCGCUGCUUCAUGAGGGGUCUGGUCGAGCUCUAAUAGAGACCAUUUUGAGUACUGGGAUAAAAUCUGAACCGGGUGAGUGUUUAGGAACAGAGUUUGGUGGAGAUAGGGUUUGUAAAGAGGAGACCAUUUUGAAUACUGGGAUAAAAUCUGAACGGGGUGAGUCUUUAGGAAAAGAAUUUGGUGGAGAUAGGGUUUGUAAAGAGGAGGAUUAUUGGGUUGAUAUGAAUUUGAAUCCGGACAACAUAGCUCGGGUUGUGCAGGGUAGAAUAAUGGCUGUGAAGUUUUUUCCUUGUAGUAGCUCUAGGAUUGUUGUGGCUGGGAGCAAAGGUGGUGAUGUUGGGUUUUGGAAUCUUGAUCAUGCGAAUGGGAUUGAAGAAGAAGACGACGGGGUUUAUACGUAUCAUACUCACUCGGGCCCUGUUUCUGGGAUUUCGAUUCACCAACAUACCUUGUCAAAGGUGUUUACUAGUUGUUAUGACGGAUAUAUUCGGUUGAUGGAUGCUGAAAAGGAGAUGUUUGAUUUAGUAUAUUCUGCUGAUGACAAUGAAGCUAUAUUCUCGCUAUCUCAACGAUCAGAUGAUGCCAAGUGUGUAUAUUUUGGCGAGGGGUACGGAAAUUUGAGUAUGUGGGAUGAAAGGACUGGAAGCUGUGCAACUCAAUGGAGUUUGCAUAAUGAUAGAAUUAACUCCAUUGAUUUUAAUUUAGAAAAUCCGAACUUUAUGGCAACUAGUUGCUCGGAUGGAACUGCUUGCAUUUGGGAUUUGAGAAGUAUUGAUGCUUAUAAGCCUAAGACUUUAAAGACAGUUGGACACAAAAGAGCUGUAUAUUCAGCUUAUUUUUCACCCUCUGGAAAGUGCCUGGCGACUACAAGUUUGGACAACACCAUUAGUAUACUUGAUGGAGCUAACUUUGAGGCGGUCUCAUGGAUUCCACAUAAUAAUCAGACAGGAAGAUGGAUUUCUCAAUUCAAGGCUAUAUGGGGUUGGGGCGAUUCAUAUAUUUUCAUUGGUAAUAUGAAGAGAGGAGUGGAUGUCAUCUCACCUUCUCAAGGAAAAACUAUUGUGACAUUGCAGAGUGAACACAUAUCAGCGAUUCCAUGCAGAUUUGAUGCACACCCUUACAAAGUCGGAAUGCUAGCAGGAGCCACAGGUGGAGGCCAGGUUUAUGUGUGGACUAGACAAUGAAUUUUAAAGCUUACCUUAAACUUAUAUAUAUUUUUUGUAUGACAUAUACAAGGCAUUCAGAUGCGUGUAAGGACAUAAUUGUUAAAUAUCCAACUCUAGCUGGGUCAUAAUAGUGUGGUAAUUAUUAGCAGGAGCCACGGGUGGAGGCCAGGUUUAUAUGUGUGAACUAGAUAAGACAAUGAGUUAGUAAUUUUGUAGCUUCCCUUGAACUAUAUUAUUUGUAUGACAUGUCCAAGGCAAUCAGAUGUUUGUAAGGACAUAAUUGUUAAAUUAGUAUAUAGCACUUGGGUCGCCAACUUUUUCUUAAUGUAUGGCGUAGGUCCCCGAAUUAAUUUUUUA
Molecule: messenger RNA, 1994 nt
Organism: Humulus lupulus (European hop)
Lineage: Eukaryota; Viridiplantae; Streptophyta; Magnoliopsida; Rosales; Cannabaceae
Exons: 5
Coding region: 102-1655 (517 amino acids)
Biological process (GO): regulation of DNA damage checkpoint
Cellular component (GO): nucleus
Molecular function (GO): protein binding; DNA binding
Source: RefSeq, a predicted model, not a curated record